Messenger RNA from Bufo bufo (common toad), 972 nucleotides. Its product is annotated as potassium channel subfamily K member 1-like. Gene Ontology annotation, cellular component: membrane. Lineage: Eukaryota; Metazoa; Chordata; Amphibia; Anura; Bufonidae. The coding region runs from base 1 to 972 and encodes 323 amino acids. Gene Ontology annotation, biological process: stabilization of membrane potential; potassium ion transmembrane transport. The transcript has 3 exons. Gene Ontology annotation, molecular function: potassium ion leak channel activity. The record is from RefSeq and is a predicted model, not a curated record.
AUGGUGAACCGCUGCCCUUUCUUUUUUCUCCUGCUCUUGUUCAGUUAUGUCUUGUACUUAGUUAUUGGGGCCUUUGUGUUCUCCAUCUUGGAACAACCCUAUGAGGAUCAGCUGAGGGAGCAGGUGGAGGACUUGUGGAAUGAGUUCUUGGAGAAUCACCCAUGUCUAUCUGAGGAGCUCCUGGAUGACUUUCUCCGGAAAGUGUUUUUGGUCAAGAGCUUUGGUGUGUCGGUUCUGAGGAACAUAUCUGGUAUUGAAUUGAAGUGGGAUUUUGUAUCUUCUCUGUUCUUCACUGGUACUACACUUACCACUAUAGGUUAUGGUCAUCCUGUCCCCAUCUCACUGGGUGGAAAGAUAUUUUGCCUGUUCUAUUCGAUCAUUGGAAUCCCAUUCACUUUAUCCUUAUUGUCUAUUGUUGCCCAGAACCUUCUCUUCCUACUUCGUGACAAGCUCAUCCAUAUUCUUCACCUGCGGUGUCCCUUUCCCUGGAAGAAACUAGAGUUGAUCCAUGCCUGUGUCUUGAUCUCCCUCCUCUUGUUACUCUUCUUUUUCAUUCCUGCAAUUGUUUUUAAUGCUGUUGAAGAAAACUGGGGCUACGUGGAUGCGCUGUAUUUUUGUUUUAUCUCUUUAAGUACUGUUGGCCUUGGAGAUUAUGUUCCCGGGGAGAAAAGUGGCCAGCGAAUGCCAGCUCUCUACAAGAUUCUGAUUAUCUGUUAUUUAUUAUUUGGGCUAAUUGCCGUGUUUCUUGUGGUUGAAAUAUUAAAGAAUCUUCUGAACUGCAGCCAGUUCUUCAAUCUGUUCUUAUUUGGGUGUGACGGUAGCCAGAGAGCGGAAGAGAUUCAACAUCAGGCGCCAUAUGACUCGGAGCUUCCUUUUGCGCCUAAACAUGAUGAAACGACGAGGAGGAGGCUUCCACACUCGGCGUCUCCCACUGAGAAGUCGUAUGGGACCAUCAACCUGUCUUUUAGCUGA